GGCGCGGAGAGCAGAACGGGGGUGGUUGCCGGAGCUUCUGCCGGCUGUCUCUGGGUCUUCUUAGGUCUCGCCGCGCGGCCCUGCCAGCGGGGCAGUCAGCCUACGAGGAGAUAAAUUAAUCAUCGUAACAACGGGAAUUUUCUCGUCGAGGAGCGAGGCAGCCAAUCGGCGCCCGGCGUCCGGUUGCCUGGCGGCGUCGGCGAGAGGGAAGCAUGGCGGCCACCGGAACGGCGGGCACAGGAGCGGCGGCGCGGACCGAGCCCGCCUCUCCAGCUGCAGGGGGUUUGGUAGUUAACUGGUCAGGUCAAGGAUUGCAAAAGCUGGGUCCAACAUUACCCUGUGAUCCCAAUACUCACACUCUGAUUCUGGACAAAAACCAGAUAAUUAAAUUGGAACAUUUGGAAAAAUGCAGGAAUCUGAUGCAGUUGUCUGUAGCCAACAAUCGUUUGGUACGAAUGAUGGGUGUAGCAAAACUGACUCAGCUCCGUGUUCUAAACUUGCCUCAUAAUAGUAUUGGGUAUGUAGAAGGGCUGAAGGAGUUGGUGCACCUGGAAUGGCUCAACUUGGCAGGAAACAAUCUUAAGGCCAUCGAACAAAUGAAUUCCUGCACAUCUCUUCAGCACCUUGAUUUGUCAGACAACAACAUAUCUCAGCUAGGAGAUCUCUCAAAACUUAUGUCUCUGAAGACCUUGUUGCUGCAUGGAAAUAUUAUAACUUCACUUCGUACUGCCCCUGUUUGCCUACCUCAGAAUCUGACUGUCUUUUCUUUGGCAGAAAAUGAAAUCAGAGACUUAAAUGAGGUUUCUUUCCUGGCUUCCCUCCCUCAACUGGAACAGCUGUCAAUAAUGAACAAUCCUUGUGUGAUGGCCACACCUUCAAUCCCUGGCUUUGACUACAGGCCAUACAUAGUCAGCUGGUGUCUCAACCUUAAAGUUCUUGAUGGAUACAUGGUUUCUCAGAAGGAAAGUUUGAAAGCAGAAUGGCUCUACAGUCAAGGUAAAGGAAGAUCAUAUCGACCUGGGCAGCAUGUUCAGUUAGUCCAGUACUUGGCUACUGUUUGUCCUCUUAUAUCUACAUACGGUCUCCAGACUGAAGAAGAUGCCAAACUGGAAAAAAUACUGAGUAAGCAAAGGCUCCACCAAAGGCAGCUGAUGUAUCAAAACCAAAAUGAAGGACCAGCUACAUCUUCUGCUUCCAACAGAACUUUGCCUGUUACUUCUGAACACAGCAGUCCAACCCAUCCACCCCAGAUAGUUCUUGAUAAUGAACGUGUCAUCCAGAAGAAUUCCUGGGUUGGACCAAGUGUGAAUGAUGAUCAUUCCUAUGCGGUAAAGAACACUUUUCUUCAUGAACGAAAUUGUCACAAGGAGCUGUACCUUGAAGACAUACAGACUGAUGAAGACAAACUAAAUAGCAGCCUGUUAUCUUCAGAGUCUACUUUCAUGCCAGUUGCUUCAGGAUUGUCUCCAGUGUCUCCUGUUUCAGACCCGAAGUUAUGUGGAAUCAGUUUGGACCUAGAAGAUAACGAUAGUACUGUAAUUGAAUUUGCAAAAGAUGCAAAUAGAGGAGAAACAGCUAACAAGCAAGAAGAAACUUCUUGGCUUAUGAAAGAGGACUCCAACAAAGUGACAGAAAGUGUAGAAACUCGAGAGCAAAUCAAAGACAGGGUGCAGUUAUCAUCUCUUGAUCUGGUAAAGGCUAACCAGGCUAAUGCUAGCAAUUCUUCAGCAUCCUCUGAAGACCAAGUUUUGCACAGUCAGCCUGGCAACUCAGUAGGUGCUGAAUUGAAAGUUACAACACUCUGUACUGAGCAGGUGACAAGAGAAAAUUCGGAUCGUUUAGCUGCUGUUGCUCAAGGUGCAGAUGAACUGCACAGAAUGACUAAAGCAGCUACCAAGCUUCAAGCCUGCUGGAGGGGGUUUUAUGCAAGGAAUUACCACCCCCGAGUCAAGGAAGUGAGAUAUGAAAUUCGACUGAGCAGGAUGCAGCAGCACAUAAUUUGUUUAACUGAUGAAAUACAAAAACUAAGAAAAGAAAGAGAGGAAGAUAAGAUUCAGAGGCUUGUACAGGAGGAAGCUGUCAGAUUUCUUUGGAAUCAGGUUAAAUCCCUUCAACAGUGGCAGCUUAUGGUGACACAACACUUAGGUGCUGCUUGUCAACCUGGGAUCCCUUCAGCUGGUACUUCUUGUCUAUUGGAACCAUCUGCUCAAACAUCUACACCUGAGCAAGAAACCCCAUCAGAUGUUAGUUCUGCUUGGUUAGCUCCAGCUAGUGAUGUUCUUCAGGAGAAGUCUUUGUUACAAUUCCCAGAUUCUGGUUUUCAUUCUGCCAUGACUGACCAGACUCAUACUGGUGACUCGUGUAGCUAUGAAAAGAGUCUAACAGAAGGAACUGAGGGCUCUCUUUCGGUGGAAACUGUCAAACAGUGUGGCAAUUCUGUUUCAGAACAUUCUUCAGAUGUAGAAGAUGACCAUGGGGGAUGUGAACAAAGCAGAGAGAGCUCUAAUAAUGAGCAGGACAACAGGCUUCUACAGCAGUAUUUGGAAUCUGUUGAGCAACUAGAAGAGGCAGAUGAAGGGACGAACUGCAAUGAUGGAAGAGAAGAGGGUGGCUGGCCACAAAUUGAUAUUUCAGCUGAGAGCCAAGAUUCUUCUUCUGACAUUCUCUCUGUAGGUAUCCCUCAAGGCACAUCUUCCCCGACACGAGGUGAAAUGAGUCAGACACCUGACAGCUGCAAACUGAAUUCAGGAAUCGGUGAAGGGAAGCAAACAGACUGUGAUUCUUCAUUUCAGAUGCUGCAUGUUGGAAUAGCUGUGUAGUAGGCUCUAUUUCACUAAGGACUAGGGAUUCCAUUUCAGUUUUCUUUGUUCUUUUUCUGCAUUUAUAUAAAACUUAUUUCCGUGUG
This is a messenger RNA of Lagopus leucura (white-tailed ptarmigan), 2905 nucleotides long. RefSeq names its product centrosomal protein 97 (gene CEP97). The record is from RefSeq and is a predicted model, not a curated record. Gene Ontology annotation, molecular function: protein binding. The transcript has 11 exons. Bases 213 to 2819 code for a protein of 868 amino acids. Lineage: Eukaryota; Metazoa; Chordata; Aves; Galliformes; Phasianidae.